AUGACAGUUUUUUCAAGUGCAUUUCUAAAGUCCCGUCUUCGAAAGGGAGGCCGCUUCAGUCUUAAACAGCCUGUGCCCUCGAUCGGUGACAUCAACAGCACUCGAGAAGAGGUCAAGGAGUUUUAUGAAAGUUGGAGGAGCUUUGAAUGGAAGGAUAAGGAUGCAAAUGAAGGCUCAGACUCACCAAUGGAAAAGCGUCACAUCAAAAACAAAAACCGAUCGGAGCGUGAAAGCCGCAAGAAAGAAGAUAACACGCAACAAAGGAAUAUUGUGGAGACCGCGUAUGAAGCGAUUUAA
Messenger RNA from Puccinia graminis f. sp. tritici CRL 75-36-700-3, 297 nucleotides. RefSeq names its product DnaJ subfamily C member 2. Gene Ontology annotation, molecular function: Hsp70 protein binding; ribosome binding. The coding region runs from base 1 to 297 and encodes 98 amino acids. Gene Ontology annotation, biological process: regulation of translational fidelity; 'de novo' cotranslational protein folding. NCBI's taxonomy places the organism in Eukaryota, Fungi, Basidiomycota, Pucciniomycetes, Pucciniales, Pucciniaceae. Gene Ontology annotation, cellular component: cytosol. The transcript is spliced from 3 exons. The record is from RefSeq and is a predicted model, not a curated record.